GAAGUCGGUCAGGCUGCUCAAGGUAUGGUAUUACUGUAUCUCGAUUUGCUCUCUGAGGUCUUUAUUAACAACACGCAGGCCGGUGGUGUGCUCUCCAUAUAUGGAAUGACAGUAUCUCCAGUUAUGCCCUUCCUGAUGCAGGCCGUCCUGAAGAAUAUCGAUGUUCGUGGUUCGACAAUGGGAUCUCGCAAGGAGUUCAAGGAUAUGGUGGAUUUCGUCAAAACACACAAGGUCCGCCCUGUAGUCUCUCGCGUCGUGCAAAGUGACUUGAGCGAUAUCGCGGCGCUCGACGGACUGUUCCAGGACAUGAAGGAAGGGAAGCAAUUUGGGAAGUUGGUUCUCGAAUUCGGGAAGUCUUCGGGGAGUAAGCUCUAGAUCCGGGCACGCGUCUUGACCUGUCUUGUAUAGCGGAAUAAGUCAGCUUCGAGGUCUGAGGAAUGUAGUGACAUGGCUUGCUCUUUCCUCACGCCGACCAGUCGCUCUUUCCUUGCCUGUGUAGUGUGCGCCGGUAUCACCACCGCGACUCGGCUCCCUCCAGUCAGUAUGAUCACGCCUCAAGAAUCUUCAUCAUUCUUUAGCAAUCGCGGCAGUUAUUACCUUAUUUUAUCGAACAGCGAGUCCAUUCAUUGCUUCAUUGUCUCCGUUCCCACGAUAGUCUCCCAAGCCGCCACCAUGAGUGCGGGCGUCGUUGAGAGGUUCGGUCCUGGCAUGUCCUUCUAUCGCUCACAGAUCACGCCGUCUCGGAAAAAGGCAAAGCAGGAAGAAGCCUCGCUAAGGAGAUAUUGCGCGGCAUUGAGGGACUUGACCACAACUAAUCGACUCCUCGAAAGCAAGGUGAAGCGACUGUGCUCAGAGAGCUUCAAGCUCAACCUUGACGUGACGACACUUCAGCGUCACAUGCAUGCCUUUUACGGCGAUCUCCUUGUAACAUGGCAGGCCGACAUCCUUACCCGUUUAGUCGAGGUUAUCUACGAAAACCAUGGCUGGAAAAUGCCUGGGGGAGUUCUGGUUGGCGACCACAGUAACAUGGAUCGGGACACACUUACAAGAAUCUACCUGUCGGCAGCAAAGAAGAUCAAAAAGGAGACCGUGACGAAGAAGGCGGUUGGCCUCUCGGAGCAGUACUACUCCGCCCUGCAGAGGUACGAUGAAGUAAGUCUUCCAGCAACAGACCAUUCCCUCCUCAGUCCUGACCCACCUCCUAACACGGUCAGGUCGUUCAUUUACGGAGUACGGACCCUUAUCGAACGGAAUGUAAUUUCGCACGGUGGCUCGCAUCGAAGAAGUCCGCGCGGCCGGGGAUGUACCACUUCUGGGGCAAGCUGUUCCCAGUGUGCUAUCGACGAACAGUUCAGGAGAGCUCUGAGAUUUUCUGAAGCAGCCAUCUGGGCUUUGUCCGGCCUAUUGCGAAAUAGAGCGUGGAGCAUCUGGCAGAGUUGCUCUUUUGAGACGAGGAUGUGAGACAUGGCAGGAACAGACGAAUAAUCUCGAGAGGCACUCCUCCAUCGUCAGAGGCUUGAGGGAAGAUACCGUUACUGGCGGAUUCCUGGUGAAGAAAUGGCAGCCGCUCAAUCCUUGUUUUCUUCGCUAACUCAGCUGUGGGAGUGAUGAUCGUGUGGUAUUGCUGUCUCUGACUGGCUAUGUUUCUCUUAUUUUCGGUGACCGCACACUUCAGUCGGCCUUUCACUUGCCCUGGCCCUAUCAUGCAGGAGAACAGAAUGGGGCCUUUUUGAUCGCAUAGGUACGCCACGAAAAGGGGUAUUAUUUCCCUUAGCAGGCUUGUUGGGGUGCUGCUGCGAGGUUCAACGGCCGCCAUUUUGAGAGCCGCUUUGUA
This is a messenger RNA of Aspergillus calidoustus, 1834 nucleotides long. The record is from the annotation of a GenBank genome assembly. Lineage: Eukaryota; Fungi; Ascomycota; Eurotiomycetes; Eurotiales; Aspergillaceae.